Prunus avium (sweet cherry) is the source of this 2151-nucleotide messenger RNA. RefSeq names its product GDSL esterase/lipase At1g29670-like. The record is from RefSeq and is a predicted model, not a curated record. Lineage: Eukaryota; Viridiplantae; Streptophyta; Magnoliopsida; Rosales; Rosaceae. Gene Ontology annotation, molecular function: hydrolase activity, acting on ester bonds.
AUGGCAAAAGAGAUAACAUUAGGGUUCAUCCUGAUUGUUGUUUUCGUGGUUUCAAUAUCACAAUCUCGUCUUGUUAAUGGAGCACCACAAGUACCUUGUUUUUUCAUUUUUGGUGAUUCAUUGGCUGAUAAUGGCAAUAAUAACAACCUCCGGAGCUUUGCUAAAGUCAACUACCAACCUUACGGGAUUGAUUUUCCAACUGGACCGACAGGAAGAUUUUGCAAUGGCCGGACCACAGUUGACAUACUAGCUCAACUGUUGGGUUUUGAGAACCCCAUCCCAUCAUUUGCAGCUACUAGCUGCCCAGACAUUUUAAAAGGUCUGAACUACGCAUCAGGCUCAGCAGGAAUUCGAACAGAAACUGGCUUCCAAAUGGGUGCUCGUAUCAGCUUAGAUAAGCAGCUACAAAAUCACCAAGUCACAGUCUCACGCAUUGCUUCCACACUUGGAAAUAACCAAUCGGCUCUGCAGCAUUUAAACAAAUGCUUAUAUUCAGUGGGAAUGGGCAGCAAUGACUACAUAAACAACUAUUUCCUGCCUCAAUUUUAUGACACCAGUAGCAUAUAUAAUCCUGAACAAUACGCCACACUUCUUAUUGAUCAAUAUUCUCGUCAAAUAAAGAGCUUGUACAAGAAUGGAGCGAGGAAGGUGGCCUUGAUUGGAUUGGGAUCAAUAGGCUGCACCCCAAAUGCAAUUUCAACAUUUGGCACAAAUGGGUCCGCAUGUGUGAAUUAUAUGAACAGUGCGGUCCACCUUUUUAACCAAAAGCUUUUAGCUCUAGUCAAUCAGCUAAACACCAAUCUGACCGAUGCAAGAUUCAUCUAUGUCAACAGCUUUGGAAUGGCUUCAGGGAACCCAGCAGCUGCUGGUUUCAAGGUUGUGAAUGUUGGGUGCUGCCCAGUGAAUAAUUUUGGUCAAUGUGCUGCUGGCCAAACUCCAUGCCAGAACAGGAGUGAGUAUGUGUUCUGGGAUGGAUUUCAUCCCACUGAGGCUUUGAAUAAAAUCACUGCAACAAGAACAUACACCGAGUUUGAUCCGUCCGACACUUAUCCGUUGGAUAUCAGUCACCUUGUUCAACUUAUGCCAACAACAAUAUUGUUCAUGAUGGUCGUCGUUUUGGUGGAUCCAAUUUGUGGAGCACCACGAGUUCCUUGUUUUUUCAUUUUUGGUGAUUCAUUGGCCGAUAAUGGCAAUAAUAACAACCUCCUCACCACGGCCAGAGUGAACUACCAGCCCUACGGGAUUGAUUUUCUCACUGGACCAACCGGAAGGUUUUGCAACGGCCGGACCACCGUUGACAUAUUAGCUCAACUUCUGGGUUUUGAGAAUCUCAUCCCUCCAUUUGCAACUAGCAAUAAGGGUCCAGACAUUUUAAAAGGUCUGAAUUAUGCAUCUGGCGCAGCAGGAAUUCGAGUCGAAACUGGCUCCCAAUUGGGUGGUCAUAUCAACUUAGAUCAGCAAUUACUUAAUCACCAAGUUACAGCCAUACGCAUUGCUUCCAUACUUGGAAGUAAACAAUCAGCUUUGCAGUAUUUAAACAAAUGCUUAUAUUCAGUUGGAAUGGGAAACAAUGAUUACAUUAACAAUUACUUCAAGCCUCAAUUUUAUCCCACCAGUCGCAUAUACAACCUUGAACAAUAUACCGCAGUUCUUAUUGAACAAUAUUCUCGCCAAAUAAUGACUUUGAACGACAAGUAUGGAGCAAGGAAGGUGGCCUUGGUUGGGCUGGGACUUAUAGGCUGCACCCCAAAUGCGAUUUCAACAUUUGGAACGAAUGGGUCUGCAUGUGUUGAUAAAUUGAACAGUGCAGCCCAAAUGUUUAACCAAAAGCUUGUAUCUUUGGUCGAUCAGCUCAACGCCAAUCUGAGAGAUGCAAAAUUCAUCUAUGUCAACAGCUUUGGGAUGGGGUCGGGCGACCCUGCAGCUGCUGGGUUCAGGGUUGUUAAUGUUGGAUGCUGCCCAGUAAACAAUAUUGGUCAAUGUGCUGCUGGCCAAACUCCAUGCCAAAAUAGGAGUGAGUAUGUGUUUUGGGAUGGAUUUCAUCCUACUGAGGCCUUGAACCAUAUCACUGCAAUAAGAACAUAUACUGCUUUUGAUCCGUCCGAUACUUACCCAAUGGAUAUCAGUCACCUCGUUCAGCUUAGGUUAUAA